Girardinichthys multiradiatus is the source of this 5119-nucleotide messenger RNA. RefSeq names its product lysyl oxidase-like 4 (gene loxl4). Gene Ontology annotation, molecular function: copper ion binding; protein-lysine 6-oxidase activity. The record is from RefSeq and is a predicted model, not a curated record. Gene Ontology annotation, cellular component: membrane. Gene Ontology annotation, biological process: peptidyl-lysine oxidation. The coding region runs from base 118 to 2541 and encodes 807 amino acids. Lineage: Eukaryota; Metazoa; Chordata; Actinopteri; Cyprinodontiformes; Goodeidae. The transcript has 15 exons.
AGAGACUGAGGGGAGCAUUUAGCAGGCACACUCAUUCACACAGUCACUUUCCCUUUGCUAGUGACUUUCACCACUGCAACCUUUUGCUGCCUGCCAGGCUUCUUCCUUCCACCCAUAAUGACCCGCUCCCUCGGCCUGAGCAUCCAGCUGUUUCUGCUGCUGUGCCUUAGCUUCACUGCACGUGCUGAACCUCGGCGGACCACGACCCCUCAGCGCAGAACGCCUCGUGCACCAGCCGCCAAGGUGCGUCUCGCGGGCAACUUUGCGCGCGAGACGCACGAAGGACGCGUGGAGGUACUGCACGACAACACGUGGGGGACCAUCUGUGAUGAUGAGGUGGACAUAAACCUGGCUAACGUGGUGUGCCGAGAACUGGGGUUUCGAGGAGCGGUGACGUGGGCUCACAGUGCCAAGUAUGGAGAAGGGACAGGUCCAAUUUGGAUGGAUAACGUACGAUGUGAUGGCUCAGAGAAGUCCAUAAAGGACUGCAAACACAACGGUUGGGGGGUAAAUGACUGUAAACACUCUGAAGACUUAGGGGUUGUGUGCAACCCCGAGCUUAGACUGGACCAAUCUGCCAGCAGAGGUUACACAGAGGUCAGGCCUUCUGGCAACACUGCUUCUCAGUGGGGGGGUAUUGUGGCAACACAGAGGCAUCCAGGAUACGGAUAUUAUGGAAAUGGACAUCCAUAUGAGAUCCCAAGGUUCCAAAGGCACCACCCCUACCAGGGUCACAGUAAAGUGCGAAUCGAAGAGGUCCGUCUGCGUCCCAUCCUCUCAGCUACAAAGAAGAAAAGCCUUAUCACAGAGGGUGUAGUGGAAGUGAAGCACGCUGGGAGAUGGAGACAAGUCUGUGACCUAGGUUGGAGUCUCAACAGCAGCCGGGUGGUGUGCGGUAUGCUCGGCUUUCCAGAGGCAACUCAGCACAAUGUCAAAACAUACAAGAAAAUAUGGGAUACCAAGGUUAAAGAUCCGACAACAAGAGUGAGCCUCAUGGCAAAGAAGAAGGGAUUCUGGGUAGAGAAGGUUCACUGUCUGGGUGUGGAGAACACCCUAUCAGAGUGUCACGCUCAGCUGUCAAUCCCCCGAAGUCCAACCCCUUGUAAGAAUGGACAAUUUGCAGUGGCCAAGUGCGUACCAGGACCUCAGUUCGCUCGCAUCUCUUCAGGAAGACCCCAAGCUCCUUAUCCAGUGGUGCCUGUGCGUCUUAAGGCAGGCCCCAGGCUGGGUGAAGGCCGUGUGGAGGUUCUCCGAAAUGGAAAAUGGGGUACGAUUGUUGAUCAUUUAUGGGACCGAACAGCAGCCAGCGUUGUGUGCAGAGAGCUUGGUUUUGGUACUGCCCAGGAUGCCCUGCAUGGAGCCUUUAUGGGCCAAGGUACGGGACCUAUUCAUCUGAACAAUGUACAGUGUAUGGGGUCAGAGCGCUCCAUCCUGGAAUGCUACUUCCAGGAAGUCCAACCAUGGACGUUCAAACACACUCAGGAUGCUUCAGUACGCUGUAACGUUCCCAAGACAGGCAUAGAGAAAACGGUACGUCUUGCUGGUGGUAGAGCCUCUUCAGAAGGACAUGUGGAAGUUUUGAUGGAGGUUGGGGGACGUAAGCGCUGGGGCUCUGUCUGCAGUGAAAACUGGGGAAUAAAUGAAGCUAUGGUGGUGUGCAGACAGCUCAGUCUGGGUUUUGCUGCAAGUGCUCAUCAGGAAACAUGGUACUGGCCUGGUAACUCAAAUGCAAGUGAAGUGAUUCUUACUGGGACUCACUGUGUGGGAACAGAGCUUUCCAUCCAACAGUGUCGUCGCAACAACCACAUCCACUGCCCUCGUGGAGGUGGAGUCAAGGCAGCUGGGGUCAGAUGCUCAGAGACUGCUCCGGACCUUGUUUUGGAUGCCCAGUUGGUUCAGGAGACAACCUACCUGGAAGACCGACCACUCCACUUGCUGACUUGUGCUCAUGAAGAGAACUGUCUCUCAUCCUCUGCUGCCCGAAUGAACUGGCCAUAUGGCCACCGACGCCUGCUGCGCUUCUCUUCCCGUAUCAUGAACCUAGGUCGGUCCGAUUUUAGACCCAAGGCAUCGAAAGACAGCUGGACAUGGCACCAGUGUCACAGGCACUACCACAGCAUCGAGGUGCUCACCCAUUACGAUCUGCUGACGCUGAAUGGCACAAAGGUUGCAGAGGGACACAAGGCCAGUUUCUGUCUGGAGGACACAUACUGCCCUGAUGGAAUCCAGAAGAGGUUCUCUUGCUACAAUAUGGGUGACCAAGGCAUUUCUGUGGGCUGCUGGGACACCUAUCGCCAUGAUAUUGACUGUCAGUGGGUUGACGUGACAGACGUGCGACCAGGGGACUACAUUUUCCAGGUGGAAGUUAAUCCCUCCUUGGACAUGGCUGAAUCUGACUUUAUGAACAAUGUCAUGAGAUGUCGGUGCAAAUAUGAUGGCCACAGAGCUUACAUGUACAGCUGUCACACAGGUGAUGCUUACAGCGCAGAGACUGAAGACCUGUUUGAGCACCAGAGGCAAAUCACCAACAACUUUGUGUAGCUCAUUCCAGGGUCCAGUGUAAAUGCCUUCCAGUGAAGCACAGAGACGAUUCAAAGUGGGUUACGGUCAAAAUGCCCUCAGGACCCAGAAUAACAUAACGAUAUGGUUCCUGCUCAGGUCCUUGGAGAUCUGGGUGAAAUAUUCAUGAACACUUCAUGUGACAGCAGCAACCAUUGCAGGAAAUCUUGUACUAACUAAAACAUCCAUCAGCAGCAGACGAAAAAGGUGCCACUUUGUCCAACACUUUUUUUUUUUGCUCUAGUAAAGGAGAAGAAAACUUUUAGAUUUAGAUUUUAACUCUUCAGAAUCUUAGCAAAUUACAGAAUCUGAUAUUGAAAACAAGCCUAUAUGAAUAGUAAACAGAAAUUCCCAAACUGGAUGAUAUAAAUCCUGAGAAAAGUAUCAUCAAGAGAUAAGAUUGUGUGAAUUUAGUCACAAAAGGUUGAUUAACUGCUUUAUACACAUUUUGCGGGAAAGUUCCACAAAUUUUGGCUGUUAGCUUUAGUUUACACAAUGUUUCAUUUAAGUUUAUAGUUGACAUAUUGAACUUUGGUGCUUUCAUUUUUUCAAACCGAUACUGUAUUAUUAUGUCUCAUUAACCUCAGUGAGUUUCAGAUGAAAGAUUUUGUACAGUAUAUUUUGAAUAAGUUUCUUCAACAGGCAUAUUUUAUUUUAACAAUUCUUUCAUUCUAACAAAAUUAUCUUUGAUUAGUUUAUGAAAUAUGUUGUUCUUCACCUUUAGAGAAGACGAUAGAAGGUCAGGUUUUCUUAUAGAAGAAAGCACUUUAUUUUCAAACAGGUAUUCAAAUUUAAUUCCCUUUUUUAACUAACCAUACAAUUUAAAUUUUAGGUUUUUAUUCAAAUUUACUUUAUUAUUUUAUAUCCAGUAAUGUCAAAUAGAAGUUUUUUGUUGGUCUUCUUGUUCAUUGUGCGAUUUAUGCUGUUCUUUAUUACUUUAUUUAUUGGAAUUUACACUUCAUGACCAGUUAAUAGAUUCUUAGCUAAAGCGUUUGAUCUAAAAUAUUUUCUAUUUUUCCAAACAUACUACUCCAAGGUAAAAUUCUUCUGCAGUAGUUAAGGUACAUUGCAGGAUGUCCAUCAUGUAGAUGAAUAAUUGUAGAUGUAUUUAUCUAAUGAAUAAAUGACUAUUUAUCUUAGUCAUUAAAACAAUUGUAACUGUACAGUUUUCCUCUUCCAGCCUCUCUGAUGGGAGGAAAAACUGGUCUGACAAAACCACAGUACUGUGGUAGACAGGCAGGCUGGGUUUUGAGAGCAUAUAAAAAGCCUUUUAAUUACCUCUGUUUGGUUAGACUUAAGGUUACGGUUACGAUUGAGGGCUCCAGCAUGUGCUUUAUAAAGAAACACCAUGGAAUUGUUACUUAAGCAAUCAUGGAAAAGACAGAAAUUUGGAUUUCCAUCUUUGCGUAAAGUACUAUAGAGAUACUGAUUAUCUGAGAUUUAGUGAGGGAUACAGGGAGUGAAGGACAGAUUGAGAAAGAGGUGAUAUUUGGUAAAUGAUUUAUUCAGAGGUAGAUUUGUUUUUACUUAAAAAAAGCUGUCUUGUUGUUGGCAGCCUCAUGUAGACCACAGACUGGCAUUUUCAGCUCCUCAACAAAAACAACAUGUUUGGGAGGAAAAUAAACUAUUCAUGCUUCGAAGCAGUAAACAGUGGUCUCGUUUUAACAAAAACAGGCCUUCUGAAAUCUACUGUACACUGUUCUUUUUUCUAAAUAAGUAGUAGCUCAACAAACAUUAAAAGAGCUCCAUGGGAUUUAUGUUAAUGUUGCUCUCCCAGCCUUUAAUCUGCUUGAUUUGUUUGACUGCUUGUCUUAGUGCCUGAACCUGUUCAGAUGGUUUAGUGGAUAGUUUUUAAUGCAUGUUAUUCAUAAAGUCAGAUGUAGCCCUAAUAAAUUUUCUAACAAGAUAAAUCUUUAUUUUUCAGUUUAAUAACUAAAAUAUAAUGUUUUCAUGUCAACCUCAUAUUUUUAAAUGCUCUUAAAAUAUUUUUUUCUUGAAAGUCCAGAAAUGUUGAAUUCAAUGGUUUGCUGUUAUGUGCUUUUUGAUUUUGACAUACCAUUGUCUGUUGUUUGUGUUAUUUAAAAGUAUGUUAUUCCAUAGCAUGAGUUGGUUCAUAUUCUUCAUUUUAUUGUAUUGCUACCUAUGCUCUAUGCAUAGCACUGGGAUAUUGUUUUCUCUGGCCAGUUUUGCUUGUGUCUUUAAAGCUGAGAGUGAAACCCAAAAAGCGCUGACAGACAGUUAUAUUCAUGGAAGGCUGUACUCUCAGGGAGAUUGACCUCAUUUAAACAAAAUAUUUCAUAUGAUGUGACUAGUUUGAAAUUUUGCUGUGAUGACAACAGAAAAACCAGAGCAGUAAUGAAACAUUGGUGCUCUUACAAAAACUAAUUUGUACCCACAUGUUUACUUUGGAGGUAAGAAUUUUAGGUAUGACGGCGAUAAGCUUUGUUACAGUUCUGCCCUGAAGGAAGUUCAGAUAACUGUGGAUGCACACUGUCUGAGUCAAAUCAUAACCCAUUCAUUCAUCAUUACUGUGAAUCAAUAAAACGUCAACUCACACUAA